GUGGUGGGGGAAGGUACAGCUGGCGCGUCGAUGGCGCAUUUUUGAUCGAUUUGAUUGCGCGUUUUAAUCGUAUUGUAAUCGUUUUAAUUAAAUCAUGCAUACGAUGUGCAAUAAAAAAAUUCUUCGUUGUAGAUCCUAAAACGUUGUUGGCUAAAGCGAGCUCUUCUUGGGUGUUGAAAAAUUUGUUGAAAAUAAAUUUGACUGUGAAGUGAGCUUUUGAAUAAAAGAGGAGCAAAGAGGGGAAUUUGACAGGAAACAGCUGUUCUCAGGAAAGAGGAAUUAUACGCGUUUGGCGGGUAAUUUAAAUGUCAAACAAGCAUGACUGCCACGUGUGACAGUUCAUAAUCUCUCUCUAAUAAUUUUAUAAAAAUAUUAUAAAAUAUUAUGAAAUUAGAAAAAAAAUGUGCUGUGUAAUUGUAUCAUUAUUACGUAUUUCACGAUCUACAUUAAAUAAAGUUUACUCAAGUUGGAAUUAAUAAUCAGCGAGAAUUGUGAACGACAGUAUUUUGUGCUAUUUUAUCAAGAUGAGUAGGAGAAGUUUGAUUCCAAAAGUGGAACGUUUAGUUUCCGAUGCUAGAAUAGCAAUGCAAGCUUUAAACGGCGUGUUUGCUGUUUAUAAACCAUCAGAAGUUACGUAUUACAACACGCGAGACAGUAUAAUUCAGCGUCUCUGUGAAGACUUGAAUAGUAUGCAUGUACGUCCACCAAUUCGACAUGUGUGCAUAGAGGGUGAUACAACAAAGAAGAUGAAAGUUAUUACACACCCAAGCUACGCGGAUCAUCCAUUAGUAGUAGGACCACGAUAUCAACCUAAAGAUUUCAAAUUAUCGUGUGCUAAUUAUCUGCACACUCACACAUCAGGACUUAUGAUCUGUGGUAUUAAUGAUGGUAACAAGAUGAUUCAUAAAUUGAAAGAUUCUAAGCCUCCGACCAGUUACAAGGUUAAAGGCAUCUUGGGACAAGCAACAGAUAAUUAUUAUAAAACUGGAAAGAUCGUCGAGAAGUCUACAUAUAAAUUUAUUAGACGCAAUAAUAUCGAUCAAAUAUGUGCUUCAAUGCAAGCUGCUCAUCAAAGAAAGAUGUUUGAACUCUGUGGAUUAGAUAUGCAAAGUCAAGCUGCAUACAAGUUGGCUGCACAAGGUUUAGUGAGACCAGCAGAUGACAAUAUUCCUAUGAUAUAUAAUAUAAAAUGUGUAGACUUUACAUCUCCUGAGUUCACAUUAGAAAUUGUGGCCAUAAACGAAAACGAGAUGUAUUUGAAAACUUUGGUUCAUGAUUUAGGAAUGCAGCUUCACAGUGUCGCUACAUGUACUCAAAUACUAUGUUUUCGGUAUGCAUUGUUCAAACUAGAUCUUGCCCUAUUACAAAAACAUUGGGAAUUACAAAACAUUUUAGACAACAUUGAGCAAUGCCAAAAUAUACUUGAUCAAAAUAGAUCUUUAUUGAAACAAGAGAGUCCAAUAUUGGCAAAACAAGAUAAUUAAAAUUUAUUUCAGACUGUAAACUCAAAUAUAAAAAAUAAAU
Nylanderia fulva is the source of this 1524-nucleotide messenger RNA. The record is from RefSeq and is a predicted model, not a curated record. NCBI's taxonomy places the organism in Eukaryota, Metazoa, Arthropoda, Insecta, Hymenoptera, Formicidae.